Leptosia nina is the source of this 213-nucleotide messenger RNA. The record is from the annotation of a GenBank genome assembly. NCBI's taxonomy places the organism in Eukaryota, Metazoa, Arthropoda, Insecta, Lepidoptera, Pieridae.
AUGAAAACUUUUGUAUUUUGGAUUGUUGCAGCCUUUGCCACAGAACUGAUCAUUGCCAAACCUGUGGAAGAAGGUAAUUCAGAAGUUCUUGAUCCAAGUCCGUCGUCAGAAGAAGUUGUAGAUCAAAUCAAUGGAAUAGGUAACACGCACAACAAAGGAAAGGGGCAGAAAAAUGAGCAAGAAGUUCCGGAAGAAAGCCAUGAAAUAGAGUAA